CCAAAGAUUAAUUCGAUACUAUCGAUGAUUAAAUGAUGAAUCGAUGGUAUCCACAACAAUGUUUGCAUUAAAAUUGUACACAUGUUUAGAAUCGAUCUGAAACCCAAAUUCCAAUAUGUCUCCACGGAUUUUAUACAAGAUUUCAUCAAAUGUUCACCAUUUUUUACAUAAUCCACGUAUUAGUACAUUGUUGAAUCAAAAUACUAUCCGUACUAUGGCAUUGUUUCCACCAAAAAAGAAAGAUGACGAAGAAUCACCAGGAAUUCGUACGAAAGAAUUGGUACGAAUUCGAGAUUUUUUCAAUGAAGAAGGUCUCAAAUCAGAUUAUGAUAAAAAACAUUUUGUUAACACGAUUGAAGAUUUCAAUAAUAUCCGUAAAAUGAAACGUUUUGGAUAUACGGAAUUUAUCGCUGCUUCUUUACCGGCAAUGAAAGAAUUUGGCGUACAUAAAGAUAUUGAUUCAUAUAAAGCAUUGAUGCGAGUCUUUCCAAAAGGUGCAUUUAUUCCAUCCAGUAAAUUGGCUGCCGGAUUCUUCCCUCAUUACGUUCAACAACAAACAGCCAUCAAAAUUCUCAUACAAAUGGAAGAGAAUGGUGUUAUGCCUGAUAAGGAGCUUGAAUCGAUCAUAAUCGACGCCUUUUCUAAAUAUUCGAUAGUUUGGGAACGUUGUGCUCGAAUGAUUUAUUGGAUGACAAAGUUUAAGAAUGCAAAUCCGUUUCCAUUUCCCGAAAAAAUACCUACUGAUCCACUGGAGUUGGCAAUUAUAGCUCUUCGACGUAUGACAUUUUAUAUUGAUCCACAAACAGAAAUCUAUGUUUAUCGUACAACUCAAAUCGAGGAAUCGGACGAAGAUACUUGGAUAUGUUUUGCACAAAGUGAUAGUCAAUGUAAAUUGAUUGACGGAUUAGAUUUGGAAAAAUAUCGUUUAUCUGUUGAUGGGCCAUUUCAAGUAUGGGCUGCAAAUAAUUCUCUUACAUAUUUUGUUUUUUAUGCUCGAGAAACAAGAGUCAAAGAAAAUCGUGACCUGGUCGAAGAAUUUCUAAAGGCCGAACAAGAAAUUGAUGAUGUCUCGAAUAUACCCUUAUCUAAUUUCGGCCACCUAGAUUAUGAUGAAGGAGCCAAUCCAAAAUGUAAAGUACAUCAACAAGAUGAUGGAACAAUAUUGGCCAUUGUAGCUACCGGUACAUCUAGUCAACAGUCCUUAUUACUAUGGCUUCGUAAAUUCGAACAACAUAAUCCUCGAUUACGUUCCGUACCUAUUGUCGUUACGCAGAAUAAUCCCGACCAAGAACAAUCCUCGAAUGAAAAUGAUUUCCAACGAGAUUUCGAUUAUAAAUUACAGUGGAAAAAACAACAACAAGCGCAAUCAUCAGCGUCUGAUGAUAAUAAUAAAUUUAAUGAUCAAAAAUAAUUUCAUUUUAAUUUGUAAAUAAACUUGUUGAUCUUUCAUCGUGAA
Molecule: messenger RNA, 1456 nt
Organism: Dermatophagoides farinae (American house dust mite)
Lineage: Eukaryota; Metazoa; Arthropoda; Arachnida; Sarcoptiformes; Pyroglyphidae
Gene: ECSIT
Product: evolutionarily conserved signaling intermediate in Toll pathway, mitochondrial
Biological process (GO): innate immune response; cell surface receptor protein serine/threonine kinase signaling pathway
Cellular component (GO): mitochondrion
Source: RefSeq, a predicted model, not a curated record